AUGCGUAUACGUCUAUGCACAAACUUAUACAUUGAUCGCAUAUGCAUGCAUUAUGCAAUCCCUGAAAAGCACGCAGGAUGCUGCAGAGAGACUGCAAUAAGCGGUACAUAUAUCUAUAUAAACAUGUACACAAUGGAAAGAGAUAUUGGAUGGUGGAGUAGAUCUAGUCGGCCGGGGGUGUGUUCACGCGCUUCACUUGCCGUGCAACUCGACCCUAUUCACGGUGAACAAGAAGCCAACGGCUGCAGCUCAACGCUUCUCCUCACCCGCUGUCCUUACCUCGACGUGAUUGCCCUCGAGACACCCCCGGCGAUGCCUAUUCCGGCUAGCGCCAGAGUCCUGUGCUACCCAAAACAAACACCCUCACUAUCCUCUCUACUUGCCAUAUUGACUGACCUCACGCUCUCUCCUUCUGUCCAUUCUCUCUCUUCAAAUCCCCCACUUUCCUUGUCCCUCUCUUUUCUGGUUCUCCAGGCGCUCCUUCUUCUCUCCAUCACUCCGAUCAUCAGAUCGACUUCCAUUCCUUCACUGCGCCAUCUUGGCCAAAGACAUAAAGGUAAUGCCUCCCCUCCCUUUCUGUCAACUCGGUUGCCUGCCAAAUCUCGACUUGCCCUGCAUAUGCACCUCCGCGUGUCACCUUGUCCUGUCUCCGCUCUCCCAUUCUAUACCCAUUUCUUGCACGCCUUGCAUUUUCUACCUACAUUCCGCAGCUGCUGUCCCGUUGACCGGGGAGUGAGUGUGGAAUCGAGAGCAAGACUCGUGCGUGCUCCUCUCAAGCUCUUGCUAUCUCUUUUGCUACGCAUGGAAUGA
This is a messenger RNA of Periconia digitata, 810 nucleotides long. NCBI's taxonomy places the organism in Eukaryota, Fungi, Ascomycota, Dothideomycetes, Pleosporales, Periconiaceae. The record is from the annotation of a GenBank genome assembly.